This is a messenger RNA of Carassius auratus (goldfish), 2203 nucleotides long. Its product is annotated as lutropin-choriogonadotropic hormone receptor-like. The record is from RefSeq and is a predicted model, not a curated record. Gene Ontology annotation, cellular component: plasma membrane. Lineage: Eukaryota; Metazoa; Chordata; Actinopteri; Cypriniformes; Cyprinidae. Gene Ontology annotation, molecular function: G protein-coupled peptide receptor activity; luteinizing hormone receptor activity. Gene Ontology annotation, biological process: phospholipase C-activating G protein-coupled receptor signaling pathway; ovarian follicle development; luteinizing hormone signaling pathway.
GAAUCUCUUUAACAAUGGAUUUCAAGAAAUAGAAAGCCAUGCCUUCAAUGGAACUAAAAUACGAGAACUGCUUUUAAAGAACAACAAAAAUCUGCGUCUGAUUCAUGAAGAUGCUUUCAGAGGAGCGUUUGGUCCCACUAGGCUGGAUGUUUCAUCCACGGCCCUGGAGACACUGCCCUCUCGUGGCCUGGACUCUGUGCUGACGCUGGUGGCUCGUUCAGCGUUCGCUCUGAAGAGACUUCCUCCUCUGAACGGACUGAAGAGCCUGAGAGAAGCGCAGCUCACGUAUCCCAGCCACUGCUGUGCUCUACUCAGCUGGGACUCCAACAGGGAGGAAUCUGUUAUCACUGCAUUAAGAAAUGGAUCAUCAAUCUGUGCAGACGAUUCACCAGCUAAUCCAUCUGAUGUCGCCUCUGAUGAUUCUCUUGCAUCUGACAUUGAUGGAUACACCUCAGCUGAGGACAAGUUUGGCAGGAUGGACUUCCAUUACCCAGACUUGGACGAGUGUCACCGACCGGCCCUCCAGUGCAGCCCAGAGGCCGAUGCCUUCAACCCCUGCGAGGACAUCGCCGGGUUCAGCUUCUUGCGGGUGGCUAUUUGGUUCAUCAACGUUCUGGCCAUCGUCGGCAACCUGACCGUGCUGCUUGUGUUAUUUACCAGCCGCUGCAAACUGACCGUCCCCAAAUUCCUGAUGUGCCACCUGGCCUUCGCCGACCUCUGCAUCGGUGUGUAUCUGCUUAUGAUCGCCACCGUGGAUCUCAUGACACGAGGGCAUUACAGUCCACGCUAUCGAGUGGCAAACUGGAGCGGGAUGCGGGAUCGCGGGUUUCUGUCGGUGUUCGGCGGCGAACUAUCUGUCUAUACUCUGUCUACCAUAACUGUUGAGCGCUGGCACACGAUCACACACGCUCUGCGUCUGGAGCGCCGUCUGGGAUUGAGGCACGCUUCUUCGAUAAUGGUCGUCGGAUGGGUGGUUUGUCUAGGAAUGGCUCUCCUCCCGUUAAUGGGCGUCAGCAGCUACAACAAAGUCAGCAUGUGUUUGCCGAUGGACAUCGAGACGCCUUUAUCUCAAGCCUACAUUAUACUCCUCCUGCUGUUCAACGUCGGCGCUUUUCUUGUGGUUUGCGGCUGCUAUGUGCGCAUCUACACCGCCGUUCGCAACCCAGAGUUUCCUGGACGCACUGCCGACGCCAAGAUCGCCAAACGCAUGGCUGUGCUGAUCUUCACCGACUUUCUGUGCAUGGCUCCCAUUUCGUUUUUCGCCAUCUCUGCGGCCUUCAAAGUCCCGCUUAUCACGGUGACCAAUUCUAAGAUCCUCCUUGUGCUUUUCUACCCCAUCAACUCGUGCACAAACCCCUUCCUCUAUGCCAUCUUCACCAGGGCCUUCAGAAAGGACGCAUACAUCCUUCUGAGCUCCAUGGGCUGCUGCGAGAGCAAAGCCAACUUGUACCGAAUGAAGACGUACUGCUCGGAGAACGUCACCCGAAGCAAGAGCAGCUCCGGCUCCAAUGGGAACUCCAAAGCUCCUCGCGCCGUUGUGUGGAUGUCCAGCUUUCCUCACGUAACACCUCGAUCGCAAAUGCAAAGGGUGUAGACAAAAGGACAUUCAGACUCAUUUAAUUCCAUUAUUUUCUUGAUGUUCUGCCCUUGAACAUUGCUCAGUCUUAUCUGGGAAGAUGAUCUGGUUUGCAGAGGAUAAUGCUACUCAUUUUCACUCUUAUUUGUAAAUGUAUCGACUUAUAAUUCAGAAGACGUAUGUCUCUUUUGACAGAGAAUCUAGAGGCUUUUGAUGCAUCAAAAAGCCACACUAUGUGACAAUCUCUACAAGAUCUUUCUUAUUUUAAAGUGAGGUGGGAACCAUUAGACAUUUUCAGAAACUCUUCACAUGCUACAAGAGCAUUUUAUCCAGUGGUUGCCUGAAUUUUGAAUGUUAUGAAUGUUCUUUUGCAUAAUUGCUGUAAAAAGUUUAAUUUGUCAGUUUAAGGUCUUUUAAUGUGGAAAAGAGUUUCCUUAUUUCAGGUAUAGGCCUAUAUUGUUAUAUAACUCAGCUAGUUGCCAUCACUGAUAUUUGAAGAACACUCCAGUCUGAUUGUCUGAGUGGGUUUAUAUGGGCCACUGGGGAAGAGCGCCACUUUGUGGACACAUUUGAAAACUAGGCCUUUUGUUUUGAACAUUACAAGAACGUUUUUUAAUUACUGUAGUA